Messenger RNA from Venturia canescens, 1607 nucleotides. It is a transcript of the gene Arpc1, whose product is annotated as Actin-related protein 2/3 complex, subunit 1A. The transcript is spliced from 6 exons. Gene Ontology annotation, molecular function: actin filament binding. Gene Ontology annotation, biological process: Arp2/3 complex-mediated actin nucleation. Gene Ontology annotation, cellular component: Arp2/3 protein complex; actin cytoskeleton. The record is from RefSeq and is a predicted model, not a curated record. The coding region runs from base 341 to 1447 and encodes 368 amino acids. Lineage: Eukaryota; Metazoa; Arthropoda; Insecta; Hymenoptera; Ichneumonidae.
CCGUGGUUGAAAAGAACGGGGAAAAAAAUAGAGCUAACCCCCUGCCGACGAAUGAACUGUCAAUCUGAGAUUUUCGUUAUCAGAGAAACGAGAAUUUUGGCAAAAUAGCCGACACGGAAAUUCGUGUAGACUUCAAGCAGUCCACGAAUUUCCCUCAAUUGAUUGUUAUCAAUAACGGCGAUCUCGUUUCUCGUAUUUUUAUCUCAAUCUUGCUUACUUUGUUGGCCGCACCCAGCUGAACUUCCUCCCGGUGAUUCACCCUCGCUUUGCAUUUUUAUUCGAUACUUUCUCUGCUCAAGUUUUAAAUCAAAAGAAAAAUAAACGUGAAAAAUCUGUCAAAAUGUCGGAAUCUUACACAUUUGGUCUUGAUGUCAUCACCUGUCACGCCUGGAACAAGGAUAGAACUGAAGUCGCGGUUUGUUCCAAAAGUAAUGAAGUUCACAUGUAUAAGCGAUCGGGCUCGCAAUGGAAGCAAGUCGAUGUUCUUCAAGCCCACGGUAUGUCAGUUAUGUGUUUGGACUGGGCACCAAAGACCAAUCGCAUUGUCACUUGUGCUGCCGACAAAACUGCAUAUGUUUGGAACAUUGGUGACGACGGAAAGUGGAUUCCUGCUUGGGUAGUGUUGAGAACUAAUCGAGCUGCUGUUUGUGUCAAAUGGGCUCCUCAAGAAAAUAAAUUUGCUGUUGGUUCUGGAGAUAAAUCGGUAUCAGUAAGUUUUUUUGUGCCCGAGAACAAUUGGUGGCUUUCGAAACAUAUAAAACGUCCAUUAAGAUCAACUGUAACGGCGAUCGAUUGGCAUCCGGACAAUAAAGUAUUGGUAGCAGGGUCAACAGACUAUAAAGUUCGAGUAUUUGGUGCUUACGUAAAAGACGUUGAGGAUGCACCGGCGCCAGGUCCUUGGGGUGCCACAUCAAACCUCGGCACAUUACUGGCAGAAUUUCCAAACUCUCCGAAUGGCGGUGGUUGGAUCCACGCAGUUGCAUUUAGCCCUUGUGGAAACAAAGUAUGUUGGGUAUCACAUAAUUCGUCGAUAUGUGUCGCUGACGCGACAAAAGGAAAUGCUGUGGUCCGGCUUUACACGGAAUAUUUACCGUUUUUGAGUUGCAUGUGGAUCAGUUCAAAUUCAAUAAUCGUUGCGGGACACAGUUGCAUGCCCUUCUUGUAUUCCAUUGACAAGAAUGGCCAAUUAUACUUCGUAUCGAAGUUGGAUAAUUCGCAGAAGCGCGAAGCCGCCGGUAUUUCGGCGAUGCGAAAAUUUCAGUCUCUCGAUCGUCAAGCGAGAACGGAAACAAACGAUUGUUUUCUCGACAGUAUACAUCAGAAUACGAUAACGUGCAUAAGGAAAAUGUCGCCAAACGAAUUUAGUACGAGCGGCUUAGACGAUCAGCUUGUACUUUGGGAUACGAAGACGCUCGAGAGCUCUAUCGCCGGCCUCAGCAUCGCCUGAAUCGUUAAGUUUUUAUUUUUAUUUUUUCAUUUAAUAUCCUCGAAUAACGUUAUAGAAAGUACCAAGAAAGAGAUGGCGCUGACAACGAAAUCAGGCGCUAUAAUGUAUAAACGUUGAAAAUAAAAGUAAAUGAGGAUUUAACCAUCCCAUUUGACGACAA